Molecule: messenger RNA, 2322 nt
Organism: Rhodotorula toruloides NP11
Lineage: Eukaryota; Fungi; Basidiomycota; Microbotryomycetes; Sporidiobolales; Sporidiobolaceae
Product: cystathionine gamma-synthase
Exons: 4
Coding region: 1-2322 (773 amino acids)
Biological process (GO): transsulfuration
Molecular function (GO): cystathionine gamma-synthase activity; pyridoxal phosphate binding
Source: RefSeq, a predicted model, not a curated record
AUGCCCACCUCUUUCCGCGUACAGCCCCCGCCGCCCUCGCACGUCGGCGACCUCGUCCCAGCCGACACCCCUCACGCCGUCUCAGUCGCACUCCCGACCUGGCAGGACAACGUCGACUACGAGGAGGGCGAGCAGCGCGUAAAGGAUGCCAUGACUUCGGGCUACCCGCGCUUCUUCAUCCACCACAGGAUCCAGGCCCUCGCCGACCUCGCGUGCGCCAAGUUCGGCCAGCCAGACGAACUGUGCAUCCUCCUCCCUACCGAAUCCACCGCUCGCGGCUGCUCGUCCUUCCUCUCCUCGCGCUCUCCUCCCGUCCAUUCCCGCAUUACCUCCUGGCCUAUCCAUGCCGUCUCCUCCUUCUCACCAACCGACUCGACCCCCUCUGCUUCCGCCGCGACAAGAACGAUUACCGUCUGGGCCUGCUUCCUCCCCUCGUCCGACUUUCCCGCCGCAAAACAGUACUGGCAGCACACGGGCGAAGGGAUCUCGUCCCGCGUCGCUGAGCGUUGCUUGAUCCUCCUUGGCGAGAUCGAGGCCGACGCCAACGGAGCGACUGGAGGAGCGGGAGCAUCGCCUACUCAGGCGACGCCGAGUCAGGCUGGACCAGGUCAGGAGGGCGCGACUAGGUUUUUCGUCAACGGAGGUGGGAACGGGCCAGUCAAUGGAGGACGGUACGCCUCGUCGAAGAGUCGGUACCAGGUUGCGAAAGGCAGCGCGACGACACCGCCUGUCGCAGCGGGUAUCGAAGUCGCCCGACCGACUGUCUCGUCCAAGCUGCGGUACUCGACUAGCAAGGCCCGCGCUACGAAUGGAGGAGACAGUGGCGAGGCGACUCCCUCCUCGUCCGAGGCCGACUCGCUCGCCAACUCGAUCGAGCAGCUCUCGAUGCCUUCCGCCUCUUCUUCGCGCCGGCCUUCACAAGACGCUGCCUCUUCUCCUCUCCCAACUCCCGCGACGCCCCUUCUCGCCACAACGAACGGCACCUCGCUCGUCGAGCAAGACGAAGACGUUCUCGCGCGCUACGUGGAAGAACGCUACGGGCGGAACCUGGACCUCUCACUCGCGCCGCUCGCAAAACUCGCGAUGAGGCGUCGGAUUGCCGGAGUCUUGCGCGAAGGACCGGGCGAGGCGAUUCCGGUGCAGGACAUGACCGGCGCAAAGAGAGAGGAGAGUACCCGUGGUGUUACGGGUCUGACGGAGGACGAUGUGUGGUUGUAUUCGUGUGGUAUGAAUGCGAUCUUCCAUGCGCACCAGGUCGCCAUGGAGGCGUGGAAGAGGGAGGGGAGGGAGGUCGGCAAGAGUGUCUGCUUCGGCUUCCCGUACACCGACACGCUCAAGAUCCUCGAAAAGUGGGGACCAGGCUGCCACUUCUUCGGACGCGGCCUGACCUCCGACCUCCCCUCUCUCCGUCAAACCCUUCAACAAUCCUCCCCGCCCAUCCUCGCCCUCUUCUGCGAGUUCCCCUCGAACCCACUCUUGCGCUCGCCGCCGCUCCACGAACUACGCAAACUCGCAGACGAGUUUGGGUUCCUCAUCGUCGUUGAUGAGACGAUCGCCGGGUUCGUCAAUGUCGAGGUGUUGCCGUUGGCGGAUAUUGUCGUGAGCAGCUUGACGAAGGUGUUCAGCGGCGACAGCAACGUCAUGGGUGGCAGCCUCGUCCUGAACCCGAAGGCGCCUCAUUACGCCGCUCUCAAAGCCGCACAAGAAGCGACUUACGAAGACGCCUACUUCGACGAAGACGCGAUCUACAUGGAGCGCAACUCGCGUGACUUCCAGGCUCGCGUCGCGCAGGAGAACUCGAACGCCGAGAUGCUUUGCAAUUAUCUGCGGUCGCGGCGAGUUCCCGGGCCGGCGGCGACGGGCGUUAUCGACGAGCCCAAGCAGGAGGAGUUGGCGAACGGCGCGGAGACGAGCGAGUUCGUCGUGACGGAGGUGUACUACCCCAAGUACAUGACGCCGGAACACUACCUCGCCUCGCUGCGGCCUCCCAACCCCUCCCUCGGCCCCAAAUCAUCCGGCUUCGGCGCCCUCUUCUCCCUCACCUUCUCCUCCAUCCUCGCCUCCCGCACCUUUUUCGACGCCCUGCCGUGCUACAAGGGCCCCUCGCUCGGGACAAACUUCACCCUCGCGUGUCCCUACACGAUCCUCGCGCAUUACACGGAGCUUGAGUGGGCCAAGGAGUGGGGCGUCGAGAAGGGCUUGGUGCGCAUCUCGACGGGGUUGGAGGAGCCGGAGAUGUUGAGGCAGUGGUUCGAGGAGGCGCUGGAGAAGGCAGAGAGGGCGGUCAGGCAGGCAAAGGAGCGAGGGGAGACGGUGGUGUGA